This is a messenger RNA of Peromyscus eremicus (cactus mouse), 1007 nucleotides long. RefSeq names its product retinoic acid early transcript 1E (gene Raet1e). Lineage: Eukaryota; Metazoa; Chordata; Mammalia; Rodentia; Cricetidae. The transcript has 4 exons. The record is from RefSeq and is a predicted model, not a curated record. Gene Ontology annotation, cellular component: external side of plasma membrane. The coding region runs from base 129 to 1007 and encodes 292 amino acids. Gene Ontology annotation, biological process: antigen processing and presentation of endogenous peptide antigen via MHC class I via ER pathway, TAP-independent; positive regulation of T cell mediated cytotoxicity; antigen processing and presentation of endogenous peptide antigen via MHC class Ib.
AACCUAAGACAGUCAAAGAUGUCCCAGAAAUAAGGAUCCAGAAGCUGGUGAACAUCUUGACUGGAGGCUUCUCUUCCUGCCCUUUUGCCAUUCAGAGGGAUUCUGGGUGUCACAGAACCACGAAUCCUAUGACUUUCUGCUUCUUGUUUGGACCUCACCUGCAUGUUUCUCUCACAGAUACACACUCUCUUAGUUGCAACGUCAUUAUUAAGACUCAUACCACACCUGGACAUCCCUGGUGUGAAGGACAUUGUUCAAUGGAUAGAGAAUCUUUCCUUCAGUAUGAUAAUGACAACAAAGCCACGCCUUUGGGUGAUCUGGGAAAGACAGCACAUGCCACUCAUAUGUGGACAGAUUUUGUACAAGAGCUGGAAUACUUGUGGCAAGAGCUCAGGAAGAUGCUGGCUAACACCAAUCUGAGGAAAACCAAGAUCCGUGGUCACCCCACUUUACAGACCAUCAUGCUUUCUCAGCUUGAACAAGGACAAAUCGUUGGUGCCUCCUGGCGAUUUAACAUCAGUGGAAAGUACUUCUUCAUCCUGAACACAAUGAAUAUGAGCUGGAUACCGAUUAGUCUGGAUGCCAGAGGUAUCAUGAAUGAAUGGAAGGAUGAUGAGGAUCUAACCAUGAAUCUGAAGACCUUCAUAGCAAAUUUCAGGCCCUGGUUCAACGAUCUCUUAAAGCUCCCCUGGGAAAGGACAAGAUCAACAUCAAGGGCCCCAGAUACCAACCAGCUUCCAUCUGCCGCCCAGCAUCCAUCUACCAGUCAAUUUCACAAUGAGAAAGUGUUUAUCCCUGUGGCAGCAGUCAUUGUCAUCAUCUUCCUUUUGACUAUUGGCAUAUUAGUGAAAUGUUGUCCCCAAGUAGACAGAAAUCUUCAGCUGCCCAUGAACUGUUCCAUCAAUUGCUACAAACCACAGAGGAAAGAGAGGCCCGUGGAGCCAAGUGGAGAGUUCCCCAACCAGGCCACCAAAAUGUUGUCCCAGGAGGAUGAGCCCAAGACAUGA